AUGGGACGAGGUGUGAGCUCUCAAACUGGGGUCACUGAGUGCAGCACGGAUAAGAUCUUGGAGAAGCUUACGGCUGCCGUGAACACUCAGAAUAAGACCUCUGAGCAAAAGUUGGAUCACAUCUUGGAGAAGCUCACUGCGGUCAUGAGUUCUCAGAAUCGGCUCUUUGAGCACAAGAAUGACAACAUCAUGGAGCAUCAACCUAAAACGACCCCGACGCUUCACGUUCUGACCCCUCUGACACCUCCUACUUAUCCACCGCUGCCCGCUGAUGCUCUGGGCCCAGAGGUCUGUCUGGCCACGGAUUUUUAUCCAAAGGAUGAAGAAAUGAUUCUGAAUGUGAGGGGGGGCCCAGUCACCGUGAACACCAGCAACGCCGUUCUGUCCACAAAGACUAAAACCUACUACUUUGUUGGAUUCAGCAACGAGACCAUCCACUCCUGUGAGCUGUUAGGAGCCUCCUCCAACAACGAAGCUGAUGACGCCUGCAGCAGCAUCUACCCAGAAAAAGCAAAGCUCAACUUCUACCUGCUGGUGAUGAAUGGAGUCAGAGUGCUGUUCACCAAGACGUUGGCCUUCAACACCAUCCUGACCAUCAGAGGUCUGCUGCUCUGAGUCGACGUGAGAUCAGAGCUUCAGCUUCUUUCUCCUGUUUCUGAUAAAAGCACAAACGCUCAGUCUUCUGUAAAGUCACACUUAGAGCACAAACAUUUGUGGGUCUGAUUUUAGGAUCAUUUGCCUUCAUAUAAGAGCAACGUUUCAAAUUCCAACAACAUCUAAAAGUAAACAGAAAUUUUGACCCAAAUGGAAAAACAUGGAAACACAUUUUUAUCAUUUUGUUGUA
Neolamprologus brichardi is the source of this 844-nucleotide messenger RNA. Lineage: Eukaryota; Metazoa; Chordata; Actinopteri; Cichliformes; Cichlidae. The record is from RefSeq and is a predicted model, not a curated record.